Molecule: messenger RNA, 773 nt
Organism: Porites evermanni
Lineage: Eukaryota; Metazoa; Cnidaria; Anthozoa; Scleractinia; Poritidae
Source: the annotation of a GenBank genome assembly
AUGACAAAAUUCAAUAACCUAAAAGUGGAAAGGGUUAAGUCAAAUCUGAAAUAUACCGAGUCAAAGUUGGUAAAAAAAGACCACGGUAAAAGGAAGAAAUACCAAAAAAGCCACUAUCAUACAGGUAUCACGCAGAAAAAGGCAACACGCAAAGAGGCAUCACGCAAAGAGCCAAACGCAAAAAGGCAUCACGCAAAGAGGCAACACGCAAAAAGGCAUCACGCAAAAAAGCAGUACGCAAACAGGCAUAACGCAAAAAGGCAUCGCAAAAAAGGCAAUUUGCAAAAAGGGCAUCACGAGAGAAGUUUACUUAGAGAUCCAGGUCUGGAUCUUAAACAGUAUUAUUUAGUACAUAGUGCAAGCAAACUAAAAUGGUAUUCGAACGAGACAUUCCAUCUUGCUCACCUCGUGAGGUGCUUAUUCGGUACCUUUGGCGUAUAUUACAACAAGUCCAAAACGGAAUUGACAGCGACUGCAUUUCUUUGCGGCUGGAGAACUUAAUUGAUUUACUUUUGAGAUCGGCACAUCUUUACCAAGAUGGCGGACAGGUUCUAGCGGUUCUUCGUGCAGCGUUAACAGCAGUGGAAAAUUGCCGUCAAUCUGAGGAUGAUCCCACCAUAUGAGGGAACUUAUCACGUGAUGCCCUUUUUGAAAAUUGCCCUUUUUGGCAAAUUGCCUUUUUUGCGAUGCCUUAUUUUUGCGUGUUGUGUUUAUGCCUCUAUGUGUACUGCCUUUUUGCGUGUUCCCUCUUUGCGUGUUGGCUCUUUGCGUGA